AUGCCUGCCGAUCAGGAAGGCAUUCUAUCAAUGGAGAAAUUCGACGGCCUGAUCGAACACGCAGAAUGUAAUCAGCAAGGCUUAGUGCUAACAUUCGAGGACGACUCAGCCUUUACAUAUGCUCAAAAGGUCUGGGACUGGGUUAAUGGCGCCGACAACCAUACUUUCCUGAUGGUCGCCGGCAAAGGCGACUGCGGCGAUAAUGAUCGUAGAAUACCGUAUUCUAUCUCAUCAAUCGCAUACGACGUUGCGCAGAAAACAGCUCGCCUUACUGGAAACACCGGGAACUGGAAGGACCUCAUCCACACCUAUGAGCUCCGCGUCGGCAAAAUCUCAUCUCCAGACGACGUAGGCUUGAAACGUCGUGACUACACCAAGGACGCCUCUUUCGAUUUCAACCAGAAUUUCGACACGAAAGUCAAAGUAAAGACAGGCCCAGUAUUCGCCGAGCUUGUCUGCGAUCCUUGCUACACGGCGGGUACUCUCGACAUGGAACUCAUCAUCAAAACCAAGUUCCUCGUUCCUGUCGAUCUUCAAUUUCGCGUAGUCCCCCAUGGUCUCAAAUCCCACGCCAGCUUCAAGUUCGAAGUCGCAAGCGACUUUGGUUCGAAGUUCGACGGAGGCGAUAAGGUGUCGCUGGCCAAGAUACCGCUGGCUGGUGUUACGAUCCCAGGAGAUAUCCUGACCAUCGGCCCGGUGAUUGACGUUCAGGCUGGGAUUGAGAUUACUGGGUUCGAAGGUGGUGUGUCGUUCCGUACUGGCUUUACGGGGUCGUUGCCGGAUAGUGCUAUCUUGAACGCAGACUUGCUUCAUCCGGACAACAACGAGUUUUCUGGGUGGACGCCGAAGAUUGAUACUGAGCCACUAAUUGCACAGGCAAGAGUCGCGGCCUACGUUAAGCUGUUUCUUGAUCCUACUUUGGCGUUGGAAGCUGAAGCACUAGGUAUAGGUUUCGAGACAGGAUUUGACCUAAAGUUCCCUUUCGUUGAGCUAAGAGGAGAGGCGAUCGUGUCACCGAAAGGGGGUGCGUGCAAGGCUGGCGAUAGUUUUGACUCAGCCUUGCGACUGCGGACGUCGUAUGGCUUUGAGCUGAAGUUCACUGCUGGCAAGAUCAAUGGCGAGCAGCCUGUCAAUGUUAUUCUGGGGGCAGCCCCAGCGCUUCUGCGCUCCCCUCGGCAACAGGAGGUACUACUCCAGUCCCUUCCGGUGGUGGUAGCACAGGCGCCAAUACUUGCACCGCAAACGGCAAGUCCGGAACCUGCAUUGCCACCGCGAGUUGCAAGACCAGUGGCGGCGUUUCUACGAAGGGACAAUGUCCUAAUGACCCUGACGAUAUCCAAGCAAGUCUACCAUCUCCAACCACAAUCAAAAAUCACUAACAAAUACAGUGCUGCACCACCACAUCAUCAGGUCCAUCUGGAGGCACGCCAAAUACUUGCACCGCCAAUGGGAAGUCUGGAACCUGUAUUGCGACUGCGAACUGCAAAAGCACUGGAGGUACAUCUACGAAGGGGCAGUGCCCUAAUGACCCAGAUGAUAUUCAGUGUUGCACUACGAGCGCAUCGGGAGCUUAGUGCUGCACCACUGGCUCACCUUCCACAACGCCGAACACUUGCACUGCCAAUGGAAAAUCUGGGACAUGCCUUGCAACUGCGUCUUGCAAGAGCUCGGGCGGAACAUCGACGAAAGGCCAAUGUCCCAACGACCCUGACGAUAUUCAGUGCUGUACCACUGGCUCACCAGCCACGACACCAAACACUUGCACAGCGAAUGGAAAAUCCGGGACGUGUCUCGCGACAGCGUCUUGUAAAAGCUCGGGCGGAACAUCAACGAAAGGUCAAUGUCCUGACGAUCCCGAUGAUGUGCAAUGUUGUACCACUGGCUCAGCUCCCACAAAACCAAACACAUGCACCGCGAACGGCAAAUCAGGCACCUGUCUCGCCACAGCAAGCUGUAAAAGCACUGGCGGAACAUCCACCAAAGGACAAUGUCCCAACGACCCUGAUGACGUCCAGGUAG
Messenger RNA from Bacidia gigantensis, 2019 nucleotides. RefSeq lists its product as uncharacterized. The record is from RefSeq and is a predicted model, not a curated record. NCBI's taxonomy places the organism in Eukaryota, Fungi, Ascomycota, Lecanoromycetes, Lecanorales, Ramalinaceae. Bases 1 to 2019 code for a protein of 672 amino acids. The transcript has 8 exons.